CUACGAUCUAGCUAUAUCAGACCUAGCAUAAUCUUCCCAGUUGCCAAUUGCACUGCUGAGUUUUGAUCUGGUUGGAACAGCUGAACUGUCGACUAAAUCAUGGCCGCACCAUUGGGUCCAUUCGGCCCUCCAUUCGGCCCUCCAAUCGGCCCUCCAUUCGGCCCUCCAAUCGGCCCUCCAUUCGGCCCUCCAAUUGGCCCUGCUCCAAUCGGCCCAAUCGGCCCAAUCGGCCCUUUACCUUCAAUUUUUUGGCCUUUGGUCGCGAUAGGUACCUUCGGUCUAUUUGCAUUAUCAUUAACUGAUAUCAAUGAAGGUCCAAGAGGACCUAGCGGCGCCACCGGCGCCACCGGCGCCACCGGCAUCAGCGUCAUCGGAGCUACAGGAGCCACCGGAGCUACAGGUGCCACCGGAGCAACAGGUGCCACAGGGGCUACAGGGGCUACAGGUGCUACAGGGGCUACAGGGGCCACCGGAGCUACAGGGGCCACCGGGGCUACAGGGGCUACAGGGGCCACCGGAGCUACAGGGCCCAUCGGGACUGCAGGGGCUACAGGGGCCACCGGAGCUACAGGGGCCACCGGGGCUACAGGGGCUACAGGGGCCACCGGAGCUACAGGGUCCACCGGACCUGUCGCCAGCAGUUAAGAUACGCCUGGAAAUUUGGACACUGAUGCCAUUCGAGCUGAAUAAUGCUCAACAUAAUUGUUUACAAGGUGCUUAUCCCUUCAGUCAGAAACUGUGUGGCAGCAUUUCAAUAGUGGUAGCUUAUUGUGUUUUUUAGCGGUUUAUCAACCCUUCCCAAAAUCAAACUUUCUGAAACUGCCAUAAUAAAAACGAAUACAAUCUG
Mizuhopecten yessoensis (Yesso scallop) is the source of this 847-nucleotide messenger RNA. Its product is annotated as collagen alpha-2(I) chain-like. The transcript is spliced from 3 exons. The record is from RefSeq and is a predicted model, not a curated record. Lineage: Eukaryota; Metazoa; Mollusca; Bivalvia; Pectinida; Pectinidae. Bases 100 to 645 code for a protein of 181 amino acids.